AUGACUCAGACAGAAAUGCGAGACUCUGUUAUAUUACACGUGAUGCCAUUCCCAAGAGAAGAAUCGCAUUAUACUCGUAAUAAAAACAAUAAAGAAUUUCUUAGCCCAGAUCUUAAUAUAUCGAGAUUGCAUAAGGCAUAUAAAAUUCAGAACCCUGAUUCAAAUGUUUCACUUCAAUUUUAUCGCCGUACAUUUCUAAAGUAUUUUCCAACCUUAUCUUUCCGGCGACCGCGAACAGAUACUUGUAUGACGUGCGACCGGUUGCACAUGAUAGGAAAGGAUAUAAGGAUUGUUGGUUUAAAUGCUAUUAAAGAGAAAGAAUUACAUCUGCGAAAAGCGGAUAAAGCGAAAACCAUGAUGUAUUAUAAUAUGAAAGACGCUCAAGAGCCUAAUAGCGAUAUGUUAGUACUUUGUAUGGAUUUAGAAAAGGUUCUGUUUGUACCUAGAUUAACGCACUGCCAGAUGUAUUAUAGCCGACAACUUUCAGUGUACAAUCUGUAUUUACACGUCGGUGAUACAAGAAAAAGCUAUAUGUGUGUUCGGCAUGAAGGUGUCGUUAGUCGUGGAGCCAAUGAAAUUUGUUCGAGUUUUUUAAAAGUGGUCACAUCUCGAAUAACAACAAAGAAAAAUAUUCAAAUGUGGUGUGACAACUGCGCUGGACAAAAUAAAAACAAAAUGUUGGUUUUUGUAAUGUUCUAUCUCGUAGCUACUGGCUGGUUUGAAAGUAUCGAGUGUUUAUUUUUGGUCUCUGGGCAUAGCUUCAUGCCCUGUGACCAAGAUUUCGCUAUGAUCGAAAAAAGAAAAAAGAGGGUAUCUUCCAUGGUCCCCUCAGAAUUAAAAGAGAUGAUCGAAGCAUCAAAAUUAAACAAUCCAUUCGAAGUUGUCGACAUUGAAGAUGGAGAUAUUGUAGAUUUAAACCUAACGGCAAAUCGAUUUCUGAAUACUACAAAAAUGGCUGCUAAUCGGGAUGAAAUAGAAAGAGAAACAGUUGAACAAAGUCAAUCUAGAAAAUGGUUAGAACCGAGAAGAUAUUUAUUAACAGCAUCCAACUUUGGACAAGUAAUAUCGUCUAGGCCGGAUACAGGCUGUGAAGGAAUUUUAAAAAGCAUGUUGUAUUCACCAGAUCUUGACACUAGAGCGAUGGAAUACGGACGAGAACACGAACAGGACGCGAAAAAAGAUUUAGAAUUAGCAUUAGGUAUUGAAAUAAAGGAGUGUGGUUUAUACAUUGAUUCCAAUAAUGUAUUCCUGGGAGCAACCCCUGAUGGAUUAAUUGGACAUGAUACUUUGGUAGAAGUUAAAUGUCCCUUUUCGGCAGCUGAUAUGGACCCAGAAGAAGCAAUAUUGAAUAAAAAAAUUACAUUUUGGAAAAUAAACAAAAAAAAAAAGAAAUAA
Messenger RNA from Macrosiphum euphorbiae (potato aphid), 1395 nucleotides. NCBI's taxonomy places the organism in Eukaryota, Metazoa, Arthropoda, Insecta, Hemiptera, Aphididae. The record is from the annotation of a GenBank genome assembly.